AAAAUCUCAACUAAUCCCUCUACUUGUCGUUUAAGCAAGGAAUCAGAGAUUUGCACACAUCUGGGUUUUCCCAACAGUAAUCCGAGUGCUCUCUCAUGAAUAAAAUACCAUUUUCUGAUUAAUUAAUUGAUUUUUUUGGUACAAUUUAAUUCUGGGUGCCCUGAUUCUUUACUCUACUUCAUUCAACCCUGUCACCGUCGGCCCAAAGUUUUCCCCUAUCCUUGUUUGAUUGUUGAUUUCUUUUGGGAGCAUUUUUUUUUUAUUUUCAUCAUUUUGUCUAAACGUCUAUUAUUACUCUCUCACUAGUAAAAAAGGUGCUGAGAUAAAGGAGAAACAAAGUCAACCGAUUAGGCGCAAAAUUCCCAUCCGCAAGAGGUAAGGAUUUGAUUUGGGCUUGUAGUUGAUGGCGGAAUUGGUUGGUCCUCGACUCUACAGCUGCAGCAACUGCAGGAAUCAUGUCUGCUUUCAUGAUGAUGUUAUCUCUAAAGCUUUUCAGGGGAGAAAUGGAAGAGCUUUUCUCUUCUCUCAUGCAAUGAACAUAACCAUGGGGCCUAAAGAAGAUCGGCAGCUCAUGACCGGGCUCCACACGGUGGCCGAUAUCUACUGCUGCGAUUGUCGACAGGUGCUGGGUUGGAAGUAUGAGAGGGCUUAUGAGGAGACCCAGAAGUACAAAGAAGGUAAAUUCAUACUUGAGAAAUCGAAGAUCAUAAAGGAGAACUGGUAGUUAAAUUGGGUAAUGGAUGGUGUGUUAAUAUGACUGGUGUAAUUGAUUGUUAUUGUUCUUGUAUAUAUAACCGUUCGUUGAAUUUUUCGAACUUUUGCCUAUUAUGUGUUCUUAAUGUUUCGACAAUUUGUUCGAUAUGUUUGUGAAUAUGCACGUGAUAUGUUUGUGUUAUUGUGCUACUACUAUCGCCAAUUGUGUAUAAGAUGAAUGCAUUCAUGUUC
Messenger RNA from Asparagus officinalis (garden asparagus), 945 nucleotides. Its product is annotated as protein yippee-like At4g27745. The transcript is spliced from 3 exons. Bases 404 to 724 code for a protein of 106 amino acids. The record is from RefSeq and is a predicted model, not a curated record. Lineage: Eukaryota; Viridiplantae; Streptophyta; Magnoliopsida; Asparagales; Asparagaceae.